AUGUCAAUUCUGGUCGGACUGUGCCCUAUUUAUGGAAUUUUAUGGCACCCGCAUCGCAAUCUUAUCAUCGUUCCUCCAGAACAUUUGAAUCCUUCGGUUGAACUCGGCUCAUGGGUUAUGACGCAGGUGUCAACACUUGAAACCGACAUACCCGAUUUGCCCUACGAUUUCAUAACAGUAUCGCAGCUGAAGAAAAUUGCCGAUAAAUUACAAAUGCGACGAGUCGGGAAUGCUGUCCAGGUCGGUGUGCUCACAUCAUUUCUUAUUGAAAAAUCCUAA
Messenger RNA from Gongylonema pulchrum, 279 nucleotides. NCBI's taxonomy places the organism in Eukaryota, Metazoa, Nematoda, Chromadorea, Rhabditida, Gongylonematidae. The record is from the annotation of a GenBank genome assembly.